AUGAAUCCUAUCCACAGCACUGGAGGCAGAAAACCCGUGUCCGUUGCCGGGAUCGCCGGCGACAAGACGGCCAAGAAGAUAAGAGUUAAGGCCUUUAAAACCAGCAAGAACGAUCCGCUUCCCCAAGCCCGCAGAUUCAGGUGGAACGUAAACACUUACACCAGGUUGUUGCGCCAGAGUUUGAAGAUAGAGUGCCAGUCCCAUAUUAUGAAAGACAUUUUUCGUAAUAAUGUUGGAAUACACCGGGCCACGAUGAAAUUGGCGGCACCAGUGCUUGGUGAGGCGGCGCUCGCGGCGUUGACGAAAAGGGCGUCGGACGCGAUUCAGGCCAAAAGAAUAUUUUCAAUACACGGAUAUUAUCCAAUAAUAUCAGAGGAGCUCAAGAAGAGAGGGUGGAUAGAAAAAAGAAAUCCAGUAUUCAGAACAAUGAAUUAUGAGUAUUUGCUUACUAUAUUGGGUUCAGCAAACAAUCGUGCAAUGUGUAACGUCAGGUCACCGCCUUCGUUAACUUCAACAAAGGAAUCCUUAAUUAUUGAAAAUAAAGAAAACUCAUAUUUGUGGCCGAUAGUCAAAGACGUUAACGCCAAUUACAUUUUUACUUCAAACGGAUUUGAUGUUGAUUGGAAUAACUUUAAUGACAAGACAAUAUUUAGUCAAUUGAAUAGAUAUAGUUUUUGCUCUAAAAUUGCAUUGGCUGAUACAGUGAAAACGAUAUCAAAAAAUGAUAAUGUAAAAUUUCCAAGGAGCUACUUCAUUACAGACACAAAGUCUAUGGAUUUCUUUAUAAGAGAUUUUAGAUUAACAGCUUUGUUUGGUUCUAUAAAGAUCAUCCUUAGUUCAAAAAAUUCACAAAACUCCAUAUUUAGUCGAAACGGAACUAUUCCAUACGAGAUAAUCGAAUUCAUUGAAUACCGUUGCUGGGAAUUCUUGAACUUUUGUCAAACUAAAGUAGCAAGCGAUUUGAUGUGGUCUACAAUGAUAUCAGAAGGUGGCUGGACAACAUUUUUGGUUUGGUAUCAGAAAAUUGUAGAAGAAAACGCUACUAUUGGUGUUAGUAACAGGUAUCACAUAAGAGAUAUUUAUCAUCGACUUAAUGCUUGGGAACGUAAAAUUAAGACAUUUUGUCCACAAUUUUUCAUCGACGGCGAUACAAAUCUGUGGAUUAUAAAACCAACUAAUUGUUGUUCCGGUGUAGGAAUAAUAUUGGAGAGACGUUUAAAAAAUAUUAUGAAAACUAUUAAAGAUAAUGACAUUUUCAUUAAAUCAUACGUUAUACAGAAAUAUAUAGAAAGGCCAUUGCUUAUAUCUAAAGUCAAAGUGGAUUUGAGACAAUACUUUUUAGUUACAAACACGAUUCCCAUACAAAUAUGGAUGUACAAGGAAGGAUAUGUACGAUUUUGUUCCAAGAAGUUUACAGUUCAUGAUUUAGGAGGAGAUAUUCAUCUCAGCAAUGUCAGAGUUCAAUCAAUGAAUAGAAAAUGUAGAACAGCCGGUGUACCGGAGGAAUGUAUGUGGGACUUUAAGCAAUUUAAAGAAUAUCUGAAAUCAAUUAAGAACGGCGACAAGUGGGAUACAUUAAUAUAUCCUACAAUGUGUGAAACAUUAACGGAUGUCGUCAUGGAGUCUUUUAAUCCGGAAAGCAGGAGAGGGUUUGGUUAUCAAUUGUUUGGUGCAGAUUUCAGUUUAACAGAAAAUUUUGAACCAUGGUUAGUAGAAAUUAAUAAUGCUCCUGGCUUGAAUCCAACUACGAGUAUCAUUGCAAGAAUUGCAACAAUGUUAUUAAGAGAUAUUAUCAAAGUUACGGUGGAUUUCCCACUUAAUUCAAAUGCAGAAACUGGACUUUUCGAGAACAUUUACUCUGGCAAACUUGUGAAACAUUGUAACACGGUGAAAAACAUUACAAAAGAAUAUUAUUACCGCCAGUAGCACAAAAAACAAAACAAUUAAAUAAACAAAGCCACAAAGACACUGAACAGAAUAAAAAGAAAAUUUCGAGAUGAAUACUAUAAUAUGUAGGUAAGAGAUUAUUGAUUUAUUUAAAUGUUAGAAUGUUUUCAAAGGUCAUUUUCGGAAUAUAGAAUUUUGUAAAUACUCAAAAAAAUUAAAGCGGUCAAUUAUGGUCAUGUAUUUUAAC
Molecule: messenger RNA, 2134 nt
Organism: Rhopalosiphum padi (bird cherry-oat aphid)
Lineage: Eukaryota; Metazoa; Arthropoda; Insecta; Hemiptera; Aphididae
Product: tubulin glycylase 3A-like
Exons: 9
Coding region: 1-1926 (641 amino acids)
Biological process (GO): protein polyglycylation; cilium movement; cilium assembly
Cellular component (GO): cilium
Molecular function (GO): protein-glycine ligase activity, initiating
Source: RefSeq, a predicted model, not a curated record